Messenger RNA from Diaporthe citri, 2556 nucleotides. RefSeq lists its product as uncharacterized. The record is from RefSeq and is a predicted model, not a curated record. The transcript has a single exon. Lineage: Eukaryota; Fungi; Ascomycota; Sordariomycetes; Diaporthales; Diaporthaceae. Bases 1 to 2556 code for a protein of 851 amino acids.
AUGUUGGAAGACAUAAAACGACAACAGGAGGAUCUAACGGGCAGAGACAACGAGACAUCAAAGCUGAAUUCGGAUUCUGAAUGCUCUGUGGAACCAAGUCAGCUGUUCGACGAAGAGGCAGGUCAGAUAAGGCGGCCAGGCUACGAUGAACAGCUCAAUGAGGAAAAGAGCAGCGACGAUGAGGCAUCAUUAGAGGCUUCGGAUUCUCAUCACUCUCUCGGGCUGAAUCAGCUGUUCGACGAAGAGGCGGAUCAACCGAGGCAACAAGGCUACGGCGAACAGCUAAAUGAGAUGGAGGGUAGCGACGAUGAAGCAUUCGGGGGGGCUUCAGAUCCCGAGCCUUCUGCCGGGCUAAGUCAGCUGUUCGACGAACAGGUAGAGCAGCUAGCCCAAGAUGGACGGCUCAAUGCAAUGGAGGGCAGGGACGAAGUCGAAGAGCGUGAUGCCAACUUCACACCACAAUCACCACCUGGGCUCGAUGAACCGGACGAGACUGAAGAGAUUGUGACCGUGAACGGCGCCGGAAGCCAAGAGGUCAUGAGCAGUCUGCGCCUACUCCACCUUGUCUUGAGCUUGAGUUACGAGUACCAGCCGCUUUCAAGUCCGGACUCCACCCGCAUUCUUAUUCUCCUCCCGGCUCAGAAAGCAGUGGACGACUUACGAUGUUGCAUGGACGAGGUUCGCCUUUCCGAUGUCGGGGACGAGAGUCAAGGCUACACGGCUCUCUCUUAUGUGUGGGGCGCACAUGAAGCCUCCCACAUGAUCUGGUUUGGAGACCGUCUUCUUCGAAUCCGGCCGAAUCUUGACUCUGCGCUUCGAAACCUCCGUCGGCGAGACCGGUCAAUACGCUUAUGGGUGGACGCCGUGUGCAUUAACCAGCAUGACCUGAUUGAACGGAAUCACCAGGUACAGCAGAUGCGGGACAUAUUCUCAGCUGCAUCGGAAACAAUCAUCUAUCUCGGGCCUCAAGACGGUGGCAAUACCGGCCAUUCGGCCUGGAACUUUUUGGAGCGGCACAGCACCUGGGCUUUGGACGAAAACAGAGACAUUGACCGUAAUGCUGCAGCGCGCCUGGAAAGACAUCUAGUGUACUUCCGGGGAGAACUCAAGGAUGUUGAGCUCGACGUGCUAUCAAGAUCAUGGUUCCGAAGGUUGUGGGUGUUCCAAGAGGCAGUCGUGUCGAAAUCACUUUCUAUCCAGUGUGGCAACCGACGGAUCUCCUGGGAUGACUUUUGCGAGAUACUCCUCCUGUCGCCGCGCCUCCAUGAUCGGUACGGUUUCAGUUUUGAGGACAAUCAAAAACUGGACAUCGUCCGGGAUAUCAAUAUUUCUCGCAGAGAAUACUUACGACAGCACGGUCUAGAACGCUUCUUGCCGUCCUGGCAGUUACCUAAGACUUUUGGUCCGUCACAGGGUGUCAUGGACAUUUUGGCCAUCCUCUCCAGGGCACGGUAUCUAGAAGCUUCAGACGCAAGAGACAAGAUUUACGGUUUGGUGGGCAUCUCUACUGGCAUCAACACAGCUGACCCGAGGUUCGCCAUCGACUACCGACUGAGCUUUAGCGAUCUAUACAUCAUCUUCGCACGAAACCACAUAAAAGCCACAAGAUCCUAUGACAUAUUCUCGUACGUCGACACUGCGACCGAGUCACUUUUCCAAUCAUCACAAUCGUCGCCUUUACUGCCCUCUUGGGUCCCAAACUGGCACUACCAGAGAUGCGUAUCGUACGGGAGCAACAGGACAAUUUUGGAGACAUUACCGGUGGAGACACCAACGGAAAAGGAAGCUCGCAAGAACAGGGUCGACGACGGCCACUACGUUCUUUCCACGCAACGGCGUGCAAGGACAAUGGCUGUGCAGGGUCGAAUCAUCGGGCGUAUCGACCGCUAUACUAUGCCUCUCCGCGUACUCGGCAUGAACGAGGUCCUUUUUCAGAACGCGAGGAACAGCACAGAAGACGAGAGCCAACGUUUCAAGUCUAUAAUGGAACUCUGGAAGCAGAUUUUAUAUUUUGAUAGCUUUGGCGUCUGGUCGCAAGAUAGAUGGACGGUUCUCAAGAGCCCAGCAGGCGGGGAAAUAUCAGCAAUCGUGAGCCGUCCGCGCGCAGCAGCUUUUGCGUCCUACUUCCAAGAGGGCAGGGUGAAGAACCCUACCUCGGUGGAACAUCAUCUGUAUGCCAGAGCUCGGCAGACUGCGGAUUGGUCCGAAGGGACCAACAAAGACUCAUAUGUCAUUACCGACAAGGAGUCUAUAGUCGACGGGAAGAGGCUCGCCAUCUGCGACAUGGAGACGGAAGCUGUGCGCCAAUUGGCUCUUGUGCCAUCUAUUGCGCACGAAGGGGACCUGGUGAUACAGAUCAGUGGGUCGCGUGUGCCUUUCAUCGUUAAGGACACUCCGGGUGUUGCUUGGCCGGGAGAGGAGGUGGAUCCCAGUGUGUUUUCCGUGUUGCCUGUCCCCCUGAAGCAGACAACGUGCCAAAUAGUCGGCGAGUGUCUGCUCAACGACUUUGAAGAGCUUGGAGAGGAUAAGAUGGACACGAUGUUCGUCAUAGUUUAG